ACAACAUGAACCAAAUGUAGAAAUAAUGAAGAAAGCGAUUAGAAUCUCAUGUUGAAAUGUCUGUGCCUUCACGCAGGAUGUCCAGAUGAAUAAUGACUGAUGACAUUAAGGAGAGGAAUGACUGGACAGGAGCAGAGAUUACUAAUCAAAUGAGGCGGUGGAUGCUUCUCAGGGGAGCUUUAAAAGUGAAAGGCUGCCUUCCCCACUAGACACACCCUGUAUAAAACAGCCAAGGCAGACAGACGAGCCUUCAACAGAGUGGAAGUCAUCCCGCAAGCAGCAUUUUCAGCCUUUAACAACGAUUCUCUGCUGGGAUGUCUCUGGUUGUGCUUCUCUGCCUGCUGGCGUGUGUUCACUCGGGCAUUCAUGCAUAUCCACGCAAGCCCGUCAGCCCCAAAGAAGGAGCACCACCUGAGGAGAUAGCUAAAUACUACUCUGCUCUGAGACACUACAUCAAUCUCAUUACAAGGCAGAGGUACGGGAAAAGAGACAGUCCGGACACGGUGUUUUCUGAUGUUUUUGUCAAGGAGAGCACAGAGAGUAUUCCUGGAUCCAAUUAUGUCAGGUACGAUGAACUGCCCAUGUGGUGAUGAUGAGGAUGAUGCUGGAGUUGCCUUAACUUUUAAUUUGUGGCUAAAUGGAGCUACGUUGCAUGCGCUAUACACUGUAUAUUGUGUUAUUUAGGCCAAGAAAUACAAAUGUAUUGUCAAUGCCUAUCCACGUCUUCUGCUUAUGUGGCGUCCCUUACUAAACAGCGCUCUCUAGCGGUGAACAUAUGUACAUCUUAUUUUGGUAUUGUGUGAUUUAAGACUGGGACUAGACAAUAUACAAGCGCCCUCUAUAAUUAUUGGCACCCCUGGUUAAGAUGUGUUCUUUAGCUUCUAAUAAAUGAUUUUUUUUCCUAAAAAAUAUAGGACCACAAUAAAAAAAAGAGGGAAAUACAAACUUUCAUUCAAGUGGAUCACACGUUAAGAAAUAAUUAUUUUACAUCAAAUCAUGUGAGCCACAAUUGUUAGCACCCCUGGUAAUACUUUGUGCAACCCCCUUUUGCCAACAGAGUGGUACCUAAUUUUCUCCAAUAAUGUUUCACAAGAUGGGAGAAUACAGAAAGCGGGAUCUUCGACCAUUCCUCUUUGCACAGUCCAUCAUCCAGCGACCCGGGUCCUCUCCUCUUCAGCUCACUUCACAGGUUUUCAAGUUGAGGUCUGGGGACUGAGAUGGCCAUGGUAGGAGCUUGAUUCUGUGUCUGGUGAACCAUUUCUGUGUAGAUUUGGCCACUUGUUUAGGGUCAUUAUCUUGCUGAAAGACCCAGUGAUGACCCAUCUUCAGCUCUGGGCAGAAUAUCCUGGUAUUUCAAAGCGUUCAUGAUGCCAUGCACCCUAACAAGGUUCCCAGAGCCUUUGGAAAAGAAACAGGCCCACAGCAUCACCGUUCCUCGCCCAUACUUCACAGUGGGCAUGAGGUGCUUUUCUGCAUACAUCUCUUUUGCGUUACGCCAGACCCAUUGAGGGCGUUUGUUGCCAAAAAGCUCUAGCUUCGUCUCAUAUGACCAAAGCUUAGCGAACUGCACACGUUUACGUUUAUGAUUGGGAGUGAGAAAAGGUUUUUUCCGUGCAUGCCUCCCAAACAGCUUUUUGGCAUGUAGAUUGCACCUGGUGGUUGUUUUGGAGACUUUGUGACCCCAAGAUGCUACCAUUUGUUGCAAUUCUUUAACAGUGAGCUUUGGAGCAUUUUUUAGUUCUCUUACCAUCCUCCUCACUGAGCGUGGUGGCAAAAUAAACUUGCGUCCUCGUCCAGGCUUGUUUACCACUGCUCCAGUGGUUUGAAACUUGUUAAUGAUUCCUCUGGCAGUAGAUGCGGGCAGGUGCAGGUGUAUUUCCUUGCAGCCAUCGCCUGACUUGUGAAGCUCGACGCACAUCUGCCUUACUUGAAUGGUGUGUUCCUUUUUCUUUCACAUGUUGGAAGAGUGGGUAAGAGAAAUGGCUUCUGUGUCACAUCAUACUUAUACCCCAAAGAAACAGGAAGUGAUGAAUUACUAAUUAAAUAUUCCUGGAUACUCUGAUCAACUUUGUAAACUACUGUGGAAAUGACAGAAAUACUUCAAUUACAUUUAUUUCCUAGGAAUUGUUAGGGGUGCCGAUAAUUGUGGGAUAAGUCAUUUUAUGAAAAAUAUUUAUUUCUUAGUCCGGAAUUUUUUUUAUUUUCUUAAAAUUCUUAAAUUCUUAAAAUUAAAAAAAAAAAAAGAAGCUAAAACAAAGAACAAAUCUUAACCAGGGGUGCCAAUAAUUAUGGAGGACGCUGUACAUACAAUAUAUUUUGUGUAAGAAUUGAGUGUAUUCUUUUUUAUAUUGCUAAUACCUUUUAUGACUCAGAACUGAUUCAUUUCAUCUGUGAAGAAUCUGUAAAAUCUCUACGAAGUGUCCAAGUGAAGUGUACGGCCGGUAUGGUUGAUCGUCAGUGUUU
This is a messenger RNA of Dunckerocampus dactyliophorus (ringed pipefish), 2463 nucleotides long. Its product is annotated as peptide YY-like. Gene Ontology annotation, cellular component: extracellular region. The record is from RefSeq and is a predicted model, not a curated record. The coding region runs from base 315 to 590 and encodes 91 amino acids. Gene Ontology annotation, molecular function: neuropeptide Y receptor binding; neuropeptide hormone activity. The transcript is spliced from 5 exons. Lineage: Eukaryota; Metazoa; Chordata; Actinopteri; Syngnathiformes; Syngnathidae. Gene Ontology annotation, biological process: neuropeptide signaling pathway; feeding behavior.